AUGGAAGAAAAUUAUCUGAUAAAUGCCUCUGAAGGUGUUCUGCUGGAACAUGGACUGUCCGUUACCAACUGUCGGGGUAAAAAGCUGGAGGAACUCGUCGUUUUACACUUAGGCAAGCUGCUCUUGAAGGGGGUGAAUCUUCUACAGCAUUGUACGUCUCUGAAGUUCUGCACCUUGGCUGAUAACUACAUUACAGACAUCAGCGCUCUCCAAUCAUGUGUACAUCUUGUUAAGUUGGACUUGCAUGGAAAUCAGAUACAGAAUAUUCCUGGGAUGGAAUUCUGGAGACAUCUGAAGGACCUGAAACUGCUGUACCUGCACAACAAUCGCAUUGGAAAUCUGAGCAAUGUGCAAUCCUUAUCCGCUUGUCCUGCACUCUUAGGUCUCACCCUCUAUGACACGCCACUGAGCUUGCAGAAAAACUACCGUCAUAUCGUGGUCAACAGUAUAUGGUCACUAAAAGCCUUAGACCACUUUGUUAUUUCCGAUGAAGAAAUUAUCGAGGACUGGACCCUGCAAGGCAGAUUCAAAGCACUGAGCCCUGAACUGCAGCUGAACAUUGUACCUGCUCCUAACAAGGAGAUCUCCGUGCAGAGCGAAAGCAAAGAUACGAGCAGAAUCAUUACAAAAAUCAAUUGCAUUCUGGCCUCCUCUUCUCCGGUGCUAAUUGUCCAGAAAUGGAUACGAGGGUAUUUAGUGCGGCGGAGAACGGGCCUUAUUUUUCAGCCGGGGAAGCGGAGGACAAAAUUGCAUUCCCAGCGGAAGAGAAGUCAGGAGGAAGAUGGGAGGAAACCUCUAGUAAAGUCCGGAUUGAUAGAUAACGUUACGGACCUCCGAAACGGCGGAAAAAUGCCCGCCAUUAUACAGGUCUUACCUGAAGCAAAACUGACCCAUGAGCUUAGGAAGCAAAAUCAACAGCAGCCUGCUCAAUGUGUCAUUGAAUGUGGACAUGAGAAGUACAAAAAUGACACUGCAUUAAAAACAAGCAAGGAUCGAGAUUCAGAUUCAGAGCAAGUAAAUGAGAACGAAUUCAGCCUUUCCGGGCUAAAAGCAAUUUUCCAUGAAUCUAAAGAUCUGUUAUCCAAUGAAAAGUCAGCAAGAGACAUCCGUGCUUCCAUUCGAGAAAUCCAUUCAACAAUAGAAGCCAAACGGGAUGCAGCAAAUCUGGUGAAAGAUCCUGUGGCUAAGAGGCGUUCCAUGCAACACAGCCAUUUAGUUAACCUGUUGCCAUUAUAUGCUAUAGACAAGGCUUAUGAGAAUCAGAAGAAAAAUAAUAAAGUAAUCCAAAAAAGAAAUUUGGUUGUUCAGAUGCAAGCUGAUAAAAAACAAGGAAAAUAUCGUAUUGAAGAGUUUUUGGCGGCAAAAAGAAAACAAACCAUGACCCAAAACCAGAUAGACUGCGAGAAACUACAGCAAAGUGCACAGUACAAUCUCCUGGAUAAAUCCAACAUGGUUGACAACGUCAAAUAUCGGCAUAAACAAUUUCUUUAUGGAAAGGAGGCCAGAAAAUUAGAAAACAUAUCGGCCAGAGAAUUUAACACCCAGCACACUUCUGUGACCAAAACUUUAAUGAGGCAUGAUCGGCUAAUAAGGUCUCAUGAAGAAGUGCAAGGGAAAAUGAAAUUUGUGCAGGGUUUAAAAGAAGACCAGGAAAAGCAGAAAAAGUUCAUCAGACGUCUCCAGGAACACAGGCAGCUGGUGCUCCAGGUUGAAAAUGCUUCGGAAAAGUUUGCCCUGGACUCUCUCAUUCUUCAGAAAGCCAAUGGCAGGUUGCAGGAUGCCCAAGGUCAUGUCACAGCCAUGAAAAGUCAGCAUGUUAUAGCAGAAGCCAUGGAUAAAGUCCCUGUCAAGCAGCCUGUUCCCAAGGAGACAUAUCUAAAACACUGA
This is a messenger RNA of Nanorana parkeri, 1887 nucleotides long. RefSeq names its product leucine rich repeats and IQ motif containing 3 (gene LRRIQ3). The coding region runs from base 1 to 1887 and encodes 628 amino acids. The transcript has 7 exons. Gene Ontology annotation, molecular function: protein binding. The record is from RefSeq and is a predicted model, not a curated record. Lineage: Eukaryota; Metazoa; Chordata; Amphibia; Anura; Dicroglossidae.